Messenger RNA from Apiotrichum porosum, 633 nucleotides. RefSeq lists its product as uncharacterized. The transcript has 4 exons. Gene Ontology annotation, molecular function: acyltransferase activity, transferring groups other than amino-acyl groups. NCBI's taxonomy places the organism in Eukaryota, Fungi, Basidiomycota, Tremellomycetes, Trichosporonales, Trichosporonaceae. The record is from RefSeq and is a predicted model, not a curated record. The coding region runs from base 1 to 633 and encodes 210 amino acids.
AUGAUCAUCACCAUCCUCACUGACCCCUCCCCGUCCGCCACCGUCGACGCAGCCGUCGCUCUGGAGCAGGGCUUCAAGGACGACCACAUCAGCAUCGCCCUCAACCCGCACAACAACCCCGAUCUCCUUCUGGCAAGGAUGGGGGCGGCGGUCACGACUGCUGUCCUGGAUUUCCAGUGCUACACUGCGUCCUUGGAUGGGAGCAAGGUGGAUGGUGUCAUGCUGGUGCAGCCCCCCGGGUUCGAGCAUGGGGUGUCACCCAACUCGAAAGGACCCCAUACUCAGCUGGCAAAGGAUCUGAGUACGCCCGAGGCCAACAAGGCGAUUGAAGGGCUCAAGAACCUCUUCAACGAGCUCGAGACCAAGGCAUUCGGCCCUACAGCCGUCCGCGAUACUUAUUACGUCUCCCACCUGGCCACGGCACCUUGGGCGGCGGGUCACGGUGUCGGCGGCCAGCUGCUCAAGGCCAUCAUUGAGCGGGCUACGAAGGAGGGUGUUCCCGUGACGCUCGUGACGAUGACGCCGAGACACGAAGAGUACUACAAGCGUUACGGCUUCACCACAAAGCACUACAUGACGUAUGACCUGAACGGCACACCGACAGAGUGGUGGGCCAUGAGCACCGACCUGUAG